AGAAAUGUCAGGCUAGCGUGUUAUAAAUCGAGCUCCCAGUUUUUGUCAAUUUUUCGUGGGUUUUCUUAAGUGGAUCGAAUUGAAUUUUUGCUUACUAGUGUAAUAGUAUUUUGUGAAUCGAUUGAUCUAGUUACUUUGUUGUUUUUUCUAUUAUCAAACACGGUAAAUCGUAAAACGUUAUGUCUCCAUCACCAGCAGUUACACGAGCAAACACAGGGCUGAAAUCCGAAAACGAUAAGGCCACCUCUGUUGCGCAGUCGCCGGCAGCAAAGCAGCCUAAACAGAAAAAGAUUCUACAACAACAACAACAGAGAGGGAAUGCUGCCCGGCCUCAUAGCUCUCCGUCUUGCUCAACAGCUGACUGCUCUGCUGUCUCCUUAGCAACCGAACAACAACUUGCGGCGGCUCUCGAAAAACUGUUGACGAGCGACGCCUUCGUUGAUCGACUAGCUGCACGCCUCUCGGAGACUGUCAGCGCUCGAGUCUUGGAGGAUCUUGGGGGCCGUCUGCAGGUGGCUGAGAACAGGCUGGUCGAUCUUAAUGGCGAGAUGGACGCCCUUCGCGCCGAGCUUGCUCAACUCAAGGAGAGCUCAGACAUGCGACUGGACGGUUUGGCUCAAUAUUCCCGGCGAAAUAAUAUCCGCAUCACUGGUGUUCCUGAGGCGAGUGACGAGGAUGUGACAGCGACCACGGUGCAACUACUCAGCGACAAGCUGGGCGUUCCGAUCCAGCCGGCUGACAUCGACAGAUGCCACCGCGUCGGUCGCCUCGCUCAACCGCGUGACAACCAAGAGCCGAGACCUCGGCAGAUUCUCGUCAAGUUUAUCAGUUAUCAAAAGCGAAGUUCUAUAAUAUCGAAUAGGCGUCAGUUGAGUGGUACCGGUUUCUCAGUGCAAGAAGAUCUCACGCGUAAGCGUCACUUGUUUUUCCGGGAAAUGUGUGGAAGAGUGGGUUUCAAGAACGUCUGGAGUCGUGAUGGGCGUGUUUUUUGGAGAGACAACAACAGAGUCUUCUCUGAGUUCUCUAAUGGCCCUAAUAAUAAUGCGAAUUCGGAUCAGCUCGGUGAUAGUCAUAUGUAAAGUACCGUACGUAGUUUCAUUGCCUACCAAGCACUGAUAAUUAUUACUUGACAGGAAAAUUUCCUGAUCUCUGGAAAUGCUCCAUGGUGAAACCCAUUCCUAAAUCGACUAAUCCAAUCGCUCCUGCAGACUGCAGGCCCAUCCAUAUUCUGUGUUCCAUAUCUAAGGCACUGGAGAGAAUUGU
Messenger RNA from Nilaparvata lugens (brown planthopper), 1263 nucleotides. RefSeq lists its product as uncharacterized. The transcript is spliced from 2 exons. The record is from RefSeq and is a predicted model, not a curated record. Lineage: Eukaryota; Metazoa; Arthropoda; Insecta; Hemiptera; Delphacidae. Bases 180 to 1079 code for a protein of 299 amino acids.